AUUCUUUGAAGGGUAAGAUAGAUUCUGGUUAUAAGAGGGUAGUUCGUAGUGACGAGGAUGGUGGGUAUUACAGGUUAUUGGGUUUUCCUUUGGCUAUUCAAUUCUGGUUUUUCGAGUGUUGCCCGUAUGUUAUUGGGAAACUGUCCUUGUACUCAAAUGUUGGCAUUCCAAGGAUUUUGAAUUGGCCUAAAUUACCCAAGGACAAGGAGGGUAUGGUGAAAAUGGAUGUCAUGAACACCCUCAUUUUCGAUCGGUCUUUGAAAGAGUUAAAAUUAAGAAACAUCACUCCAACUUCCGUUGAGAGAUUGAGUUUGAGCCUCACUGAUUUUUUCUCUGCCUGAACAGUCUCAAGGUGGGGAGGAGAACAUUGAUGUUGAUGCAACAAUUGCAUCUGCUGUUAAAGCUGUGGAGAAUUUGGUUUGUGUUUCUGUUUUUGUUUUUUGUAAUUUGUAUUUAUAUGGUAUUCUAUUGUUGUUUUUAUGGUGUUUUUAUUGUACUAUUUGAAAUUUAAAAAAAAUCUUUUUUUUUAUCCUUUCUCUUUUUUAGAUUGGUUCCUCAACUCAUGCCCCUGCUCUUGUUGAGACUUAUGAGAAGACUGAUCUUGAAAUGGUUGUUUUUCAAGAGACUCCUAUUUUACGUCCUCAAAAGAGGGAUCAGAAGAAAGGAGCUGUUUUAAAAUCCCCAUUCAUUGAGCUUGCUUCUGGUGCAUCUAAAUCAGGUUCAUCCUCAGUUUCUCCUGAUGAUUCUGUGUAUAAGGUCGUUAAAUAUGUGCGUGGUUUGUGCCCGUUGGACAACAAGAUUGGUGAACCUGUCGAUCCGCAAUUGGAAGCUGAGUUUGUCAAGUGGGUUGAUACAGGUCUUAGAAAGCAUAAAUCUAACACAACAACUAAUGUGUAUUGUAAGGGUAAGGACACAAUAUUUCCGCCAUUUCGUUUUGGUGUUGAGGACAUCAGCAACAAGAUGUGGUUUCACAACCUUGCCUACCCUAAUUGUUUCCUUACCAAUUCUCACAUUGACAUCAUUUUCUAUUAUCUUCGUAAGAAAAUAAUGUACUCAGUCGAGCCGAAAAUCAAAGUCACCACAACUGAUUGCCUCUUUUGUUCUAGCAUAACAACUUUGUAUGAGAAGUUUGUUGAGAAAAACAACGAUAUAUCGGUGUUGUCUCUUUCUCACAAUGUGGCCCAGUACAUUCAAGGUGGUAAGAUAUUAUGUGCCACUCCUUGGCAUUUGGUUGAUCAUGUUGUUAUGCCUAUCAAUGUAAAAUUACAGGAUCAUUGGAUUUGUGGUCGUCUUAACAUAGUUGACAGGCGCAUAUAUCUGUACAAUUCAUUGCGUUCUGGGAGUGAUUGUGGUGUUUUUGUUGGAUCAUUUGCUGAGUAUUUCAUUGAUGGCAAACCCAUCCCAUCCUCUGAUUUUGAUGUGGAAAUUCACCGCGAUCGUUUGGCUGUGUUAUUUUAUCAAUAUGGGAUGAAGAAGCAAACUGAGAACAUUGAAAGUGAAUCCGAGGCCCCUCCCAGCCUUCCCAAGAAGUGA
Molecule: messenger RNA, 1533 nt
Organism: Cannabis sativa
Lineage: Eukaryota; Viridiplantae; Streptophyta; Magnoliopsida; Rosales; Cannabaceae
Exons: 6
Coding region: 607-1533 (308 amino acids)
Biological process (GO): proteolysis
Molecular function (GO): cysteine-type peptidase activity
Source: RefSeq, a predicted model, not a curated record